This is a messenger RNA of Loxodonta africana (African savanna elephant), 4619 nucleotides long. RefSeq names its product myelin transcription factor 1 like (gene MYT1L). Gene Ontology annotation, biological process: regulation of transcription by RNA polymerase II. Gene Ontology annotation, molecular function: zinc ion binding; DNA-binding transcription factor activity, RNA polymerase II-specific; RNA polymerase II cis-regulatory region sequence-specific DNA binding. Lineage: Eukaryota; Metazoa; Chordata; Mammalia; Proboscidea; Elephantidae. Bases 1 to 3564 code for a protein of 1187 amino acids. The transcript has 21 exons. The record is from RefSeq and is a predicted model, not a curated record. Gene Ontology annotation, cellular component: nucleus.
AUGGAGGUGGAGACCGAGGAGAAGCGCCACCGCACUCGUUCCAAAGGUGUUCGAGUUCCCGUGGAACCAGCCAUACAAGAGCUGUUCAGCUGUCCCACUCCUGGCUGUGAUGGCAGUGGUCAUGUUAGCGGCAAAUAUGCAAGACACAGAAGUGUAUAUGGCUGUCCCUUGGCUAAAAAAAGAAAAACACAAGAUAAGCAGCCCCAAGAGCCAGCUCCUAAACGAAAGCCAUUCGCCGUUAAAGCAGACAGCUCCUCAGUAGAUGAAUGUUAUGAAAGUGAUGGGACUGAAGAUAUGGAUGAGAAGGAGGAAGAGGAAGAGGAAGAGUACUCUGAGGACAAUGAGGAGCAAGGGGACGAGGAUGAAGAGGAUGAGGAAGUGGACCGAGAGGAAGAGGAGGAGAUUGAGGAAGAUGAUGAUGAUGAUGAUGAAGAUGGAGAUGAUGUGGAGGAUGAAGAAGAUGAAGAGGAAGAGGAGGAGGAGGAAGAGGAGGAAGAAGAAGAAAAUGAAGACCAUCAAAUGAAUUGUCACAAUGCUCGAAUAAUGCAAGACACAGAAAAGGAUGAUAAUAAUAACGAUGAAUAUGACAAUUACGAUGAACUGGUGGCCAAGUCGUUGUUAAAUCUUGGCAAAAUUGCCGAGGAUGCAGCAUACCGGGCCAGGACUGAGUCAGAAAUGAACAGCAAUACCUCCAAUAGUCUGGAAGACGAUAGUGACAAAAAUGAAAACCUUGGUCGGAAAAGUGAGUUAAGUUUAGACUUAGACAGCGAUGUCGUUAGGGAAACGGUGGACUCCCUGAAAUUAUUAGCCCAAGGACAUGGUGUUGUGCUCUCAGAAAACAUUAAUGACAGAAAUUAUGUAGACAGUAUGUCACAACAGGAUAACAGAAAUAUGAAUUAUGUAAUGUUAGGGAAGCCCAUGAACAAUGGACUCAUGGAAAAAAUGGUGGAGGAGAGUGAUGAGGAGGUGUGUCUGAGCAGUUUGGAGUGUUUGAGGAAUCAGUGCUUUGACCUGGCCAGGAAGCUCAGUGAGACAAACCCACAGGAGAGGAACCAACAGCAAAAUAUGAACAUCCGUCAGCACGUCAGGCAAGAAGACGACUUCCCAGGAAGAACACCGGAUAGGAACUACUCUGACAUGAUGAACUUAAUGAGGCUUGAAGAACAGUUGAGUCCCAGAUCUAGAACUUUUUCUAGCUGUGCCAAGGAGGAUGGGUGUCAUGAAAGAGAUGACGAUACCACCUCUGUCAACUCGGACAGGUCUGAAGAAGUCUUUGAUAUGACCAAGGGUAAUUUAACCCUUCUUGAGAAAGCUAUUGCUUUGGAAACAGAAAGAGCCAAGGCCAUGAGGGAAAAAAUGGCAAUGGAAGCUGGAAGGAGGGAUAAUAUGAGAUCAUAUGAGGAGCAGUCUCCAAGACAACUUUCCGGGGAGGAGAGAAAACCUAAAUCCAGUGACAGCCAUGUCAAAAAGCCAUACUAUGGUAAAGAUCCCUCAAGAACAGAAAAGAAAGAGAGCAAGUGUCCAACCCCUGGGUGUGAUGGAACUGGCCACGUAACUGGGCUUUAUCCUCAUCAUCGCAGUUUAUCCGGAUGCCCGCACAAAGAUAGGGUCCCUCCAGAAAUUCUUGCCAUGCAUGAAAAUGUUCUCAAGUGUCCUACUCCGGGCUGCACAGGGCGAGGGCAUGUAAAUAGCAACAGGAACUCUCACAGAAGCCUCUCUGGAUGCCCUAUUGCUGCAGCAGAGAAACUGGCAAAGGCCCAAGAAAAACACCAGAGCUGUGAUGUGUCAAAGUCCAAUCAGGCAUCAGACCGAGUCCUAAGGCCAAUGUGCUUUGUAAAGCAGCUUGAGAUCCCUCAGUAUGGCUACAGAAACAAUGUCCCCACAACCACUCCUCGUUCCAACUUGGCCAAGGAACUUGAGAAAUAUUCCAAGACUUCGUUUGAAUACAACAGUUAUGACAACCAUACUUAUGGCAAGCGAGCCAUAGCUCCCAAGGUGCAAACCAGGGAUAUAUCCCCCAAAGGAUAUGAUGAUGCGAAGCGGUACUGUAAGAACCCCAGCCCGACCAGCAGCACCACCAGCAGCUACGCCCCCAGCAGCAGCAGCAACCUGAGCUGCGGAGGCGGCAGCAGCGCCAGCAGUACCUGCAGCAAGAGCAGCUUCGACUACACGCAUGACAUGGAGGCGGCCCACAUGGCCGCCACGGCCAUCCUCAACCUGUCCACGCGCUGCCGAGAGAUGCCGCAGAACCUGUCCACCAAGCCCCAGGACCUCUGCGCGGCCCGGAAUCCAGACAUGGAGGUGGAUGAAAAUGGGACUCUGGACCUCAGCAUGAAUAAGCAGAGGCUGCGAGAUGGCUGUUGCCCCAUUUUGACUCCUUUGGAGCCCAUGUCCCCCCAACAACAGGCAGCGAUGAACAAUCGGUGUUUUCAGCUGAACGAGGGGGACUGCUGGGACUUGCCAGUAGACUACACCAAAAUGAAACCCAGAAGGAUAGAUGAGGAUGACUGCAAAGAGGUUACUCCAGAAGAGUUGGAUCCAUUCCAGGAAGCUCUAGAAGAAAGGCGGUAUCCUGGGGAAGUGACCAUCCCGAGUCCCAAGCCCAAGUAUCCUCAGUGCAAGGAGAGCAAAAAGGAUUUAAUAACUCUGUCUGGCUGCCCAUUGGCUGACAAAAGCAUUCGAAGUAUGCUGGCCACCAGUUCACAAGAACUCAAGUGCCCCACCCCUGGUUGUGAUGGCUCUGGACAUAUUACUGGCAAUUAUGCUUCUCAUCGAAGCCUUUCAGGUUGCCCGAGAGCAAAGAAAAGUGGCAUCAGGAUAGCACAAAGCAAAGAAGACAAAGAAGAUCAAGAGCCAAUUAGAUGUCCAGUUCCUGGUUGUGAUGGUCAGGGUCAUAUAACUGGGAAGUAUGCAUCCCACCGCAGUGCGUCGGGGUGCCCCCUAGCAGCCAAACGGCAAAAGGAUGGGUACCUAAAUGGCUCCCAGUUCUCCUGGAAGUCCGUGAAGACGGAAGGUAUGUCAUGUCCCACUCCAGGAUGUGAUGGAUCAGGACACGUCAGUGGUAGUUUCCUUACGCACCGUAGUUUGUCAGGAUGCCCCAGGGCGACAUCAGCAAUGAAGAAAGCAAAGCUGUCUGGAGAGCAGAUGCUAACCAUCAAACAGCGGGCCAGUAACGGUAUAGAAAAUGAUGAAGAAAUCAAACAGUUAGAUGAAGAAAUCAAGGAGCUAAAUGAAUCCAAUUCUCAGAUGGAAGCUGACAUGAUUAAACUCAGAACUCAGAUUACCACAAUGGAGAGCAACCUGAAGACGAUAGAAGAGGAGAACAAAGUAAUUGAACAGCAAAAUGAGUCUCUUCUUCAUGAGCUGGCCAAUUUAAGCCAGUCUUUAAUUCAUAGUCUAGCUAAUAUCCAGCUGCCACAUAUGGAUCCAAUCAAUGAACAAAAUUUUGAUGCUUACGUGACUACUUUGACGGACAUGUAUACAAAUCAAGAUCGUUAUCAGAGUCCAGAAAAUAAAGCCCUACUGGAAAAUAUAAAGCAGGCUGUGAGAGGAAUUCAGGUCUGAACAGCUGCUCUAGUGAUGAAAAUCUUGCUUAAAAAAAGGAUGCCUCCUGUUUUUUGCUGCUGUAUUUACCAGAAAGUGUUCUAUAUUUAUUUCUGUUUGAAACAGUGUUAUGCUUACAAGACUUCAUAAUGAUUUUAUGUCUUGCUUUAAAGAUAGUAACUGCAGAAUAGUUUUUGAAUACAUCCACAUUUUGUACGUUUUCAUAUAAGCUGACAUAGUGUGAUAUGCCAUGUAAUGUCGAUAGCUGCUAAUGUAUGCACAUUUUGGGGGUAUAUAUAUUUCUGAAGAGGUAAGCUGAUCAAAAGUAAAUAGAGUGUAAAUUCUUUUUAAUGCUUUAGUGAUUAAAUGUUUUAGUAUUUUGAACUGAAAUGGACAAAAAAAAAAAUAGCUUUGAAUGACAAUGUUGCGGUCCUGCAGCCACUUUUUAAAACGCUCUCGUUUUGCCUCAUGUUGGAGGAUUUUAUGGAGUUUAAGAAAUACACUUUGUGUGCGUAUUGUUUCAUAGCGAGAAUUGGUUGCAAAAAUGCUUUAUUUUUGAACAAUGCUUGGAAAUAUUAUGUGAUUUUUUUGUUUUGUUUGUUUUAGGAGGAUGGUGUAUGGUGGGGGCAGUAAAUGAGGUUUUUUGAAUUCCAAGGAAAUGGCAUGGAUUAACUAUAAGAAAUGAAAUAAGUAAUUUAUUGUAAGACAACAUCAAGCCAUGGAAACUUGACAGAAGAUUCAAAGCAGCUUAAACAGCACUUUUAAAUUAACUCCUAAGCAUUACAUGGUGUGACCAUGGAGACUUCAGUUAAGACAGGAGCUUAUCAGAGGUGGACAACAUGAAGAUUUUCUUUUUCCUUUUCAAUAAACUCUGCAACAGCCUUCUCUUAUCUCCCCUAGAGUUGUGUGCCCCUCUGAACUGUCUGUUAUUGCAAUGUAGUUUAACAGAAUUUGUGUGUUUUCCGUUUAAAUUAAAAGGCCAUUGAAGAGCAUUUAUUUCCCCUUUUUUAAGAAUUAUUACUAACAUUAUUUGACCUUUGGGGGCUACACAUAAAUGACGUGUGAGUAUUCUAGUU